Messenger RNA from Acipenser ruthenus (sterlet), 1498 nucleotides. It is a transcript of the gene apmap, whose product is annotated as adipocyte plasma membrane associated protein. The transcript is spliced from 9 exons. The record is from RefSeq and is a predicted model, not a curated record. Gene Ontology annotation, biological process: biosynthetic process. Gene Ontology annotation, molecular function: strictosidine synthase activity. Lineage: Eukaryota; Metazoa; Chordata; Actinopteri; Acipenseriformes; Acipenseridae. Bases 137 to 1381 code for a protein of 414 amino acids.
GACGUCAUCGUCCUGCGCCUCGCUCGUGUUGUGGUCCUGUCACACAACUAGUCUGCAGACAGCGCUGCAGUGUAGGGGUGCUGCAUUUGUUUUGUCUGUGAAACUAAUACUAAUACAGAUUUAAUAAUAAUUCAAGAUGAAUGAGACAGAUGGAUUGCGGUAUCGAAGGUUGAACAGAGCUAAGAUAAUAACUGACGAGCCACAGGCGCCUGAAAACAAGAACAGUUCCUACAGCGGGAAGGUUUUUCGUGUGACGCUAGUGACACUGGCGGUCUCUUUGCUAGUUCCAUUGAUUGGUGCAAUAAUUCUGCUGGAGUCUCCAAUAGAGCCUCAGUAUUUAAGCUUUCUGGAACCUCCUCUUAUGUCUGGGGCUUUGGAGCCAAACUUUAAACUGAGACAGGCAGAGAGGUUAUUUGAAGGCCAACUUAUUGGGCCAGAGUCUAUGGCAAAUAUUGGAGGUGUAUUGUAUACCGGAACAGCAGAUGGGAAAAUUGUAAAAAUAGAAGAUGGUAAAAUUCAUACCCUGGCAACAUUAGGAAGACCUCCCUGUGGGACUCAAAAGGAUGAACCAAACUGUGGGCGACCCCUUGGCAUUCGAGCCAGUCAAAAUAGAACCUUGUUUGUUGCUGAUGCCUAUCUUGGACUAUUUGAAGUGAAUCCGUUCACAGGUGAAGUGAAAGAGCUGGUUUCUACUCAGAUUCCAGUCAAUGGCAAGAGGUUGUCCUUUGUGAAUGACCUUGAUGUCACACGGGAUGGUAGAAAGAUCUACUUCACAGACUCCAGCAGUAAAUGGCAGAGGAGGGACUACGCUUACCUUUUCAUGGAGGGUAUUAAUGAUGGACGCCUCUUAGAAUAUGAUACCUUUACAAAAGAAGUCACUGUUCUUAUGGAUGAUCUAAGAUUUCCCAAUGGAGUCCAGCUUUCCCCAAAUGAGGAUUUUGUGCUGGUGGCAGAAUUGACCAUGGCAAGGAUCCGGAGGUGUUAUGUAUCAGGGCUGAAUAAAGGUGGUCUCGAUUUGUUUGUUGAAAAUCUUCCUGGUUUUCCUGACAAUAUUCGCUCAAGCAGCUCAGGAGGUUACUGGGUUGCAAUGUCGGCUGUGCGCCCCAAUCCUGGAUUUUCCAUGCAUGAUUUCCUAUCUCAAAAGCCUUGGAUUAAAAAGAUUAUUUUCAAGCUUCUUAGUCAAGAGACACUGAUGAAGUUUGUGCCAAAGUACAGUCUUGUGGUGGAGCUGCAUGACAGUGGCGUCUGUAAGAGAAGCUUCCAUGACCCACAUGGCACUGUGGCAACGUACGUCAGCGAAGCCCAUGAACAGGACGGGUACCUCUACCUGGGAUCCUUCAGAUCACCAUUCCUCUGCAGACUUAAUCUAAAUGAAGUGUGAUUCCAGCCUGGGGAGAGAACCAGUUUCUAUACAAUGUUGCUGUGCUUUUUUUUUUUUUUAAUAAUUAAAUGCACUGAAUAUUAAACUUUUUUUUUUGUUUCCCCCCCCAUUGAGCAA